Messenger RNA from Danio rerio (zebrafish), 2447 nucleotides. RefSeq names its product cleavage and polyadenylation specific factor 3 (gene cpsf3). Gene Ontology annotation, molecular function: RNA endonuclease activity. NCBI's taxonomy places the organism in Eukaryota, Metazoa, Chordata, Actinopteri, Cypriniformes, Danionidae. Gene Ontology annotation, cellular component: mRNA cleavage and polyadenylation specificity factor complex; nucleus. Gene Ontology annotation, biological process: mRNA 3'-end processing by stem-loop binding and cleavage. The record is from RefSeq and is marked provisional.
UGGAGGUAUCGCUAAAUAUGCAAGAAGUAUUACUUAUUUAAGAUUAAAACCAUCACAAACAUGGCUACCAAACGUAAAGCCGAUGUACCAGUGCCUGCGGAAGAGAGUGAUCAGCUCCUCAUCAGACCGCUAGGAGCUGGGCAGGAGGUUGGCAGGUCCUGUAUCAUCCUGGAGUUCAAAGGCCGCAAAAUCAUGCUGGACUGUGGCAUCCACCCUGGACUGGAGGGCAUGGAUGCAUUGCCUUACAUUGAUUUAAUAGACCCAGCUGAGAUUGACCUGCUGCUCAUCAGCCAUUUUCACUUGGAUCAUUGUGGAGCUUUACCAUGGUUUUUACAGAAGACAAGUUUCAAAGGGAGGACAUUCAUGACCCAUGCCACCAAAGCCAUCUACCGCUGGUUACUUUCAGACUAUGUCAAAGUCAGCAAUAUUUCAGCUGACGACAUGCUGUACACCGAGACUGAUCUAGAAGAAAGCAUGGACAAGAUAGAAACCAUCAACUUCCAUGAAGUGAAAGAGGUGGCCGGCAUCAAGUUUUGGUGUUAUCAUGCAGGGCAUGUUUUGGGAGCAGCCAUGUUCAUGAUUGAGAUUGCAGGAGUGAAGCUGCUGUACACCGGUGAUUUCUCACGCCAAGAAGACCGACAUCUCAUGGCUGCUGAGAUUCCCAGCGUCAAACCAGACAUUCUCAUUACUGAGUCCACAUAUGGUACACACAUCCAUGAGAAGCGAGAGGAGAGAGAGGCUCGUUUCUGUAACACAGUCCAUGACAUAGUGAACCGUGAGGGCCGCUGUCUCAUCCCCGUGUUUGCUUUGGGCCGAGCCCAGGAGCUGCUUCUCAUUCUAGAUGAAUACUGGCAGAAUCAUCCUGAGCUCCAUGACAUUCCUAUUUACUAUGCUUCGUCUCUGGCUAAGAAGUGCAUGGCUGUGUAUCAGACCUAUGUGAAUGCAAUGAAUGACAAGAUCCGCAAGGCCAUCAAUAUUAAUAACCCUUUUGUCUUUAAGCAUAUCAGCAAUCUCAAGAGCAUGGACCAUUUCGAUGACAUCGGCCCAAGUGUAGUGAUGGCAUCUCCAGGUAUGAUGCAGAGUGGCCUCUCCAGAGAGCUGUUUGAGAGCUGGUGCACAGACAAGAGGAACGGCGUCAUCAUAGCGGGUUACUGUGUGGAAGGAACACUCGCAAAGCAUAUCAUGUCUGAGCCUGAGGAGAUCACCACCAUGUCUGGACAGAAGCUUCCGCUGAAGAUGUCAGUGGAUUACAUCUCAUUCUCUGCUCAUACAGACUACCAGCAGACCAGCGAGUUCAUCCGAGCUCUGAAACCUCCUCAUGUGAUUUUGGUUCAUGGAGAGCAGAAUGAAAUGGCUCGGUUGAAGGCUGCGCUGAUCCGAGAGUAUGAGGACAAUGAUGAGGUUCACAUUGAGGUGCACAAUCCUCGAAACACAGAGGCUGUCACACUCAACUUCAGAGGAGAGAAACUGGCCAAGGUGAUGGGCUCUCUUGCGGAUAAGAAGUGUUCACAGGGUCAGAGAGUCUCCGGGAUCCUGGUGAAAAAGAACUUCAGUUACCACAUCCUCUCUCCUUCUGACCUCUCUAAUUACACUGAUCUUGCCAUGAGCACGGUGAAACAGACUCAAGCCAUUCCCUUCACUGGCCCUUUUCCCUUGCUGUUGAGUCAGUUACGUCACCUGACAGGUGAUGUAGAGGAGAUUGAGAUGUCAGAGAAGAGCACAGUGAAAGUCUUUAACAGCAUCACAGUGAUUCAUGAGAACAACUUGGUGGUUUUGGAGUGGUUUGCCAAUCCUCUGAAUGACAUGUACGCCGAUGCCGUCACCACAGUGGUUCUGGAAGUGCAGUCAAACCCCAAAGCUCAGAAAGCUCUUCAGCCCCAAGAAAAGAAAGUGGAUGUAAAUGUUUUUCAGAAUAGACUACUGAAAAUGUUCCAAGACAUGUUUGGAGAGGAGUGUGUCGACUUUAAAGACAAGAACUGUCUCGCCGUGAAUGUAGAUGAGAAGACGGCCUUCAUUGACCUGGAAACAAGAACGGUGGAGUAUGAAGAGCCCAAUCCUGAAGAUGAUUCUCUCAGAGAAAUGCUGGAGCUCGCCGUACAGAGGCUGUAUGAAGCCAUAAACCCAGUGUUGUGAGAUGACAUCUGCCCUCUCUCAGGCUAUUCACUUCCCACAAAAACUGUUGAUAUCAGAGUCCUUUAACUUAAACUAUUAAGCCAGACUGAAGAAGACACCAGAUACUGAACUGGACAAAGCACUUCAAAUGAAAGUGUAAUAAAAAAAGGAAAACAGUUUACGGUGUAUGUUGAUGCUUGUCUUUUUCCAGGUCUGUCAAUUAUACAAUAGCCUAAACUGUGAUUGUUUGGUAUGUUGUUUUUUCUAAGUUGUUUUGUUUAAGUUGUAAUUGGUUUAAAAUCAGUGCAUUUGCUUUAAUAAAUGAGGUCUUUGAA